This is a messenger RNA of Halichondria panicea, 2473 nucleotides long. RefSeq lists its product as uncharacterized. Gene Ontology annotation, molecular function: protein binding. The transcript is spliced from 13 exons. The record is from RefSeq and is a predicted model, not a curated record. Lineage: Eukaryota; Metazoa; Porifera; Demospongiae; Suberitida; Halichondriidae. The coding region runs from base 508 to 1515 and encodes 335 amino acids. Gene Ontology annotation, biological process: signal transduction.
CAGACUUAUUAUCAUGAGAUCAUAGCAAUACAAUUAAUUACAAAAGCAGAGUCAGUGACUCCAGUGUUGCUGUGCUGUGUGCUGUUUCUGCCUGGUGAAUUCUACUCUGUACCUCUUUCUUUUCUACCUGGAAAAUCAUGCUCUGUACAGUUUGUUGAGUCUGACUCUCAUGCUGGUUGCCUACGCUGAAUGGUUGUAUCUUAACCCAGGCUCCCUGAAUCCAUUUGAUCUGAGUUCGUACGACUGGGGAGAGGAAACUAUCCCUUCCACUGCUGAACUUUUACUGGAUAAUGUUAUAAAACAAGUCAGCAAGGUUAUUGGCAGGGACUGGAAACCACUAGCAAGAAAAUUAGGCUGUGAAGAAGCUGAAAUCAAGGAAAUCGAAGAAAAAGAGCAAAUUUAUCAAUUUUUGGCAAAUACAGGCGUAUAAAUGGCAACCGUGCUGUGCUGCUAGAAGCUAUAACAUCAAUACCUCUCCCAGUAGAGAAAAUACAUGCGCUGAAAAAAAUGGGUUUCUCUCAGUCAACAACUAUCACAAUUUCACUGGAUGAACUUAUAGAGCAAGUCAGCAAAAUUAUUGGCAGGGACUGGAAACCACUAGCAAGAAAAUUGGAGUUUGAAGAGACCGAAAUCGAUGCAAUUGAGGACGGAAAUGCACAAGAUUUUAGCGAGCAAAUUUACCGUAAAUGGAUGCUUGAAAAGGGCAACCAUACAUCAAAUGAUGUGCUGCUAGCUCUAAAAUCAACACCUCUCUCAGAAGAGAAGAUAAAUGCGCUGAGUAAAAUGGAUGUCUAUCGAUCAACAACUAUCACAAACAAGCAGGAACUCAAAGUUAAAGUUAAACCAGGUUAUCAAUAUGUUUUAUCACCUCCUUAUCUACCGACUGGAGACAUGAAUAAACCACAAGAAUCGAAACUUAGUUUUGACCUCCCUGGUGUUGAAGCUGUAGCUCAUACUCAUGUGAUCAUCACCAACUCAUCCCAAACUUUCCUCUGGGAUGGCUAUGGGUUCAAGCUCCACAUACCCCAGAACUCCCUGCCACCUGGUGUUGACCAGUGUCGACUUGAUAUCAAGGCCAGUGUAGCUGGAAAUUACCAGUUUCCUAACAACCUCCAGUUGGUCAGCGGUGUCUUCUGGGUACGUCCUCAUCCCUCGGGUCCAUUCCAACAGCUGCUGACAGUCGAAAUACAGCACUGUGCCAAGAUGACCAGCUCCACCAAGCUCUCAUUUGUGAGAGCACGUUGCUCCCAGGAGAGUCUGCCCUACACAUUCAAGCAGCUUGAAGGGCGUGGCUCGUCGUUCACAGAGCACAGCUCGUACGGUUCACUGGAGCUAAACCAGUUCAGUGGACUGGCUGUAACGGGAGAGGAUGUAGAGAGAAAGUACAUUGCCAGCCUCUACUACUUCGGCUCAGAGCUGCAUAGCAGGGAAAUACAUUUUAUUGUCAACUGGAAUGAUGAGAUUCAUAGAUCAUGUGUGAUUGAAGAGUCUCCUGUAAAGAAGCCAUUCUUGUAGUGGAUCAUAUCGUUGAGUUCGAGGAGGACAGAAUAACACUAGAUAUUCCUGGUAAUGGUGCUGAAGUCAUGGGAGGGUGGAAAAUAACGCCAUUGUUUCAUCCUACGGUAAUGAAGAAGCAUGUUGAUCAGUUCAAGCCCGGAGAGUUGAUUCCCCACUGCCACUUAAAAGCUGAGAUGACAAAUAAACACAAGAAAUCUGCUUCAAUACUAGUCCACCAAGUUAAACUAGUGGGUGCAAAGGAUCCCUUCAAAUUCAUCACUAUUCAUCUGGACCCCCAGCGUACACUUCCAGCUGGACAGAAGACACCACUAUCGCCUAGAAGCAAGCUCAGUCCAAGUCGCACGUGAUUCUGGAGGAUACUCAGAAGCAGUUGGUCAGAAGAGACCACCACCACUAUCUGCUGGAGAGACCGAUACCAAACGCAUACGUUCAGCAUCUCCGCAAAGAUCAUCGACUCAACCAGUCAGUACUGCUCUUCAACGUCUGAUGGACACAUGUCAACUCACUACUUCACAAAUCAACAGGGAAAUCCAACAAAAAGACAUACCACUUUUGGCUGCAUAUUUCAAUUUUGUCGAGCUCUAUGUCGAUAUAAUGGAAUUAACACCUAGCGAGCAACGCGAUGUCAUCAAUAAGCCAAAUUCUCAUGUAGCCAUGAUCGAGUGCUUGAAAUUUUGGAAAACAAAGAAGUACUCACAAGCGACAUUCAGGGCCCUUCUGGAGAUGUUAGUAAAGCUGAAGAAAGACAAGAUUUCUGCUCAAGUCUGCCAGUACUUGAAGGAGCUGUGAGGAGGUGCACGUACAGCACUUCAUGAACUGUAGAUAUAUCAGAACAGAACCCUCAUAAUGUUGUGGUUAUUCUCGUUUAGGUUGUGUAUUUGACAUCCCAUAAUCAUGCUGCAACUACCUAUGUUACGUUUAAAAGCUCUCUCUGCAUGAUUGUUUUAUUCUUGUG